Molecule: messenger RNA, 5768 nt
Organism: Jatropha curcas
Lineage: Eukaryota; Viridiplantae; Streptophyta; Magnoliopsida; Malpighiales; Euphorbiaceae
Product: brefeldin A-inhibited guanine nucleotide-exchange protein 2
Biological process (GO): regulation of ARF protein signal transduction
Cellular component (GO): cytosol; trans-Golgi network
Molecular function (GO): guanyl-nucleotide exchange factor activity
Source: RefSeq, a predicted model, not a curated record
AUGGCUUCUUCGGAAGCCGAUUCCCGCCUAAGCCACGUCGUAGCCCCUGCCCUAGAUAAGAUCAUAAAGAACGCGUCCUGGCGGAAACACUCUAAACUUGGUCAUGAAUGCAAAUCCGUUCUCGAGAGACUCACUUCGCCACAGAAGCAGCCACCGGCCGCCGAUUCCGAGCCUGAAGCCUCGAUCCCUGGUCCACUCCACGAUGGAGGGCCCACCGAGUACUCCCUUGCGGAAUCUGAAUCCAUCCUCAGUCCUCUGAUCAACGCCUGUGGAACCGGCUUCCUGAAGAUUGUUGAUCCAGCCGUUGAUUGCAUUCAAAAAUUAAUCGCCCAUGGCUACUUGCGUGGCGAAGCUGACCCGAGUGGAGGCACCGAGGCUCAAUUAUUGUCAAAAUUAAUUGAAUCCGUUUGUAAAUGUUACGAUAUUGGCGACGAUGCGAUUGAGCUUUUGGUUCUUAAGACUCUUCUAUCGGCGGUUACAUCGAUUUCGUUGAGGAUACAUGGUGAUUGUCUGUUGCAAAUAGUGAGAACUUGUUAUGAUAUUUAUCUGGGGAGCAAAAAUGUAGUAAAUCAGACGACAGCAAAAGCGUCGUUGAUCCAAAUGUUGGUGAUUGUGUUUCGGAGAAUGGAGGCAGAUUCAUCAACAGUACCGAUUCAACCGAUUGUUGUAGCGGAAUUAAUGGAACCUGUUGAGAAAUCGGAUGCGGACGGGUCAAUGACGAUGUUUGUGCAGGGUUUUAUAACUAAAAUUAUGCAAGAUAUUGAUGUAGUUUUGAAUUCAGCUGCGCCAAGUAAGGCUUCAUCGGGAACUCACGACGGAGCUUUUGAGACUACCACAGUUGAGACCACUAAUCCUGCGGAUUUACUAGAUUCGACAGAUAAGGACAUGUUAGAUGCCAAGUAUUGGGAGAUUAGCAUGUACAAGACGGCCUUGGAGGGGAGGAAAGGGGAAUUGGCUGACGGGGAAGGGGAGAGAGAUGAGGAUUUGGAGAUUCAGAUUGGGAAUAAGCUGCGGAGAGAUGCAUUUUUGGUGUUUAGAGCUCUUUGCAAGCUGUCAAUGAAAACACCACCUAAAGAGGCCAUGGCUGAUCCUCAGUUGAUGAGAGGGAAAAUAGUGGCCUUGGAGUUAUUGAAGAUCCUAUUGGAGAAUGCUGGGGCAGUCUUUAGAACUAGUGACAGGUUUUUAGGUGCUAUUAAACAAUACUUGUGUCUUUCGCUGUUGAAGAACAGUGCUUCAAGUCUUAUGAUUGUUUUCCAACUUUCUUGCUCCAUUUUUAUUAGUCUGGUCUCAAGGUUUAGAGCUGGAUUAAAAGCAGAGAUUGGAGUUUUUUUUCCUAUGAUUGUUCUAAGAGUUUUGGAAAAUGUUGCUCAACCUAAUUUUCAACAGAAAAUGAUAGUGCUUCGGUUUUUAGAUAAGCUAUGUGUUGAUUCACAAAUCCUGGUGGACAUUUUCAUUAACUAUGAUUGUGAUGUCAAUUCAUCAAACAUAUUUGAGAGAAUGGUCAAUGGACUUCUUAAAACCGCUCAAGGUGCCCCUCCUGGUACUGCCACUACACUUUUGCCACCACAGGAGGUGACUAUGAAACUUGAAGCUAUGAAGUGCUUAGUGGCCAUUUUGAGAUCAAUGGGUGACUGGAUGAACAAACAGUUACGCAUUCCAGAUCUGCAUUCUUCCAAGAAAUUUGAUGCAGCUGAGAGCAGUCCUGAACCUGGCAGUCUUUCCUUGGCGAAUGGGAAUGGGGAUGACCCUGUUGAAGGAUCAGAUUCUCAUUCCGAAGCUUCCACUGAAGCUUCUGAUGUUUCGACUAUUGAGCAACGCCGGGCUUACAAGCUGGAACUUCAGGAAGGUAUAUCUCUUUUUAAUCGGAAACCUAAGAAGGGUAUUGAAUUUCUCAUCAAUGCAAAUAAAGUGGGCAAUUCACCAGAGGAAAUAGCAGCAUUCCUUAAAAAUGCGUCUGGUUUGAACAAGACACUGAUCGGUGAUUAUCUGGGAGAAAGAGAGGAGUUACCAUUGAAAGUAAUGCAUGCCUAUGUGGAUUCAUUUGACUUCCAAGGAAUGGAGUUUGAUGAGGCUAUAAGAGUCUUCCUACAGGGCUUCAGGUUACCUGGUGAGGCACAGAAGAUUGAUCGCAUUAUGGAAAAGUUUGCGGAGCGUUAUUGCAAAUGUAAUCCAAAGGUUUUUACUAGUGCUGACACAGCGUACGUCCUUGCUUACUCAGUGAUCAUGCUCAAUACUGAUGCUCACAACCCCAUGGUGAAGAACAAGAUGUCAGCUGAUGAUUUUAUAAGAAACAAUCGUGGUAUUGAUGAUGGAAAAGAUCUAGCUGAGGAGUACUUGAGAUCAUUAUUUGAACGCAUAUCCAGAAAUGAGAUCAAAAUGAAAGAAGAUGAUUUAGCUCUUCAACAAAAACAAUAUAUGAACUCAAACAAAAUUUUAGGCUUGGACAGUAUCCUGAACAUUGUGAUCCGCAAGCGGGGUGAAGAUAAGAUGGAAACCAGUGAUGAUCUUAUCAGGCACAUGCAAGAACAAUUUAAGGAAAAAGCUCGCAAAUCUGAGUCAGUUUAUUAUGCAGCAACUGAUGUGGUGAUACUUCGGUUUAUGAUUGAGGUAUGCUGGGCUCCAAUGUUGGCUGCCUUUAGUGUGCCUCUUGACCAAAGUGAUGAUGACGUGGUGAUAGAUUUAUGUCUUGAAGGUUUCCGAUAUGCCAUCCAUGUGACUGCUGUAAUGUCCAUGAAGACUCACAGAGAUGCUUUUGUUACAUCAUUAGCAAAGUUUACCUCUCUUCACUCCCCUGCUGAUAUCAAGCAGAAAAACAUUGACGCUAUCAAGGCAAUAGUUACAAUUGCAGAUGAGGAUGGAAAUUAUUUGCAAGAAGCUUGGGAGCAUAUUUUGACUUGUGUCUCACGCUUUGAACACCUGCAUCUGUUGGGUGAGGGUGCUCCUCCAGAUGCCACCUUUUUUGCUUUUCCUCAGAAUGAAUCAGACAAGUCAAAACAAGCUAAGUCAACUAUCCUCCCUGUUUUGAAAAAGAAGGGACCUGGGAGAAUGCAGUAUGCAGCUUCUGCUGUGAUGAGAGGUUCAUAUGAUAGUGCUGGCAUUGGUGGCAGUGCUUCUGGGGCUGUCACUUCUGAACAGAUGAACAAUUUAGUCUCUAAUUUAAACAUGCUAGAACAAGUGGGAAGCUCUGAAAUGAACCGCAUAUUCACACGGAGCCAAAAACUGAACAGUGAGGCGAUAAUUGACUUUGUCAAGGCUCUUUGCAAGGUCUCUAUGGAGGAAUUGCGCUCUGCAUCUGAUCCACGAGUUUUUAGCCUGACAAAGAUUGUUGAGAUUGCGCACUAUAACAUGAAUCGCAUCAGACUUGUAUGGUCAAGCAUCUGGCACGUGCUUUCUGAUUUCUUUGUAAACAUAGGUUGUUCUGAAAAUCUUUCAAUUGCAAUUUUUGCAAUGGACUCCUUACGCCAAUUAUCAAUGAAAUUCCUAGAGCGAGAGGAGUUGGCUAACUACAAUUUUCAGAAUGAAUUUAUGAAGCCUUUCGUCAUUGUUAUGCGUAAGAGCAGUGCUGUUGAGAUCAGAGAACUGAUUAUCAGAUGUGUCUCUCAAAUGGUUCUAUCUCGUGUCAACAAUGUUAAAUCAGGGUGGAAGAGCAUGUUCAUGGUCUUCACAACUGCAGCUUAUGAUGACCACAAAAAUAUUGUACUCUUGGCCUUUGAAAUAAUGGAGAAGAUUAUUCGAGAAUACUUCCCGUACAUCACUGAGACUGAAACCACCACCUUUACAGAUUGUGUAAAUUGCCUCAUUGCAUUCACUAACAGUCGAUUCAACAAAGACAUUAGCCUUAAUGCAAUAGCUUUUCUUCGAUUCUGUGCUACAAAACUUGCAGAAGGAGAUUUGGGAUCAGCUACAAGGAAUAAGGAUAAGGAAGCAUCUGGAAAAUUUUCCCCAUCUUCACCAAAAGCUGGAAAGAAUGGAAAACAUGAAAAUGGAGAGAUUACAGACAAGGAAGAUCAUCUUUAUUUCUGGUUCCCUUUGUUGGCAGGCUUAUCAGAACUUAGCUUUGAUCCUAGACCUGAAAUCAGGAAGAGUGCACUGCAGGUUCUGUUUGAUACUUUGCGCAAUCAUGGCCACCUUUUCUCUUUACCUCUGUGGGAACGAGUCUUUGAGUCAGUUCUGUUUCCAAUAUUUGACUAUGUACGGCAUGCUAUUGAUCCGACUGGGGGUGAUUCUCCUGGGCAAGGGAUUGAUAGUGAUGCAGGUGAGCUUGAACAGGACGCAUGGCUUUAUGAGACAUGCACAUUGGCACUCCAAUUGGUUGUAGAUCUUUUUGUCAGAUUCUAUAACACUGUCAAUCCUCUUCUGAGGAAGGUGCUGAUGCUUCUGGUUAGCUUUAUUAGACGCCCACACCAAAGUCUUGCUGGUAUUGGUAUUGCAGCAUUUGUUCGUUUGAUGAGCAAUGCUGGUGAUCUAUUUUCAGAGGAGAAGUGGCUAGAAGUGGUUUUGUCACUAAAAGAGGCAGCCAAUGCAACACUUCCUGAUUUCUCUUACAUUGUUAAUGGAGAUUCCACAGGAAGAAGCCAUCAAGCUUCAACUGGACAGACUAAUGGAGAGUCUACUGUAUCUGGCAUGCCUGAUGAUGAUCCUGAGAGACAGAUGACGCGCCGUCUUUAUGCUUCAAUAUCUGAUGCAAAAUGUAGAGCUGCUGUUCAACUCUUAUUAAUUCAGGCAGUGAUGGAAAUAUAUAACAUGUAUCGAGCUGACCUUUCAGCAAAAAAUACCUUAGUCCUCUUUGAUGCUUUGCAUGAUGUGGCAUCUCAUGCUCACAAGAUCAAUACUAAUUCCACGUUGCGUGCAAGGCUACAAGAGUUUGGCUCUAUGACCCAAAUGCAAGACCCUCCAUUAUUACGCUUGGAAAAUGAGUCGUAUCAAAUUUGCCUCACAUUCUUGCAAAAUCUUAUAUCGGAUCAGCCCACAGAUUUCAACGAGGCUGAAGUGGAAUCUCAUCUCGUCAACCUUUGCCUGGAGGUGUUACAAUUUUACAUUGAAACUUCCCGCACUGGACUGGCAUCACAGGCAUCUCCCAGCUUACAAACCCAGUGGCUGAUUCCUGUUGGCUCUGGAAAACGUAGGGAAUUGGCUGCACGGGCACCCGUUAUAGUUGCAACUCUCCAGGCCAUCUGUAGUUUGGGAGAGACUUCAUUUGAAAAGAACUUGAGUCAUUUCUUCCCCCUUCUUUCCGGCUUGAUAAGCUGUGAACAUGGGUCAAAUGAAGUCCAAGUCGCUCUCAGUGAUAUGCUCAGCUCUUCAGUGGGACCUGUUUUGCUUCGGUCAUGUUGACCUUGGAAUUUUGGAUAAGCUUGGUUGAAUUCCACGUUGGCUAUUGAAUAUUUGACAAAUUGCAACUAUCAUUGAACCAGUACCAGUUUUGUGAAAAGCAGAGUGCAACUGAUUGUGCAGAUUAUAGAAAUUUUAUCCGUAUCGCAUGUGGAAAGGGCAAGUUGCAAUGUGUUUCCUGAUUUCUUCUCUCUGUACUAAUCCACAUUGACUACUUCAUGGCCGCUGCACCAAAUUACCACCGAGAACUGCCUGCGGUUUUUUUAAUUUUUCACUUUUCAAUUCGGCUUGCAUGAUUGCAGCCACUGGUCAGGAAUUGUUGAAAAAAGAUUGGUUUAGGCGUUUAGCUCUGAUAGUUGAUGAGUAAUUGGGAUUAGCUUAUGUAUGAAAUUACUAGUUACAACACAAUUUAUUUUGAUAUAAUAUAUUAGAUAUCU